AUGGCAAAAUGUGCGAAGUGUAGUAAGGCAGUAACCAAAAAAAGUCCAGGUGUGCAGUGCAAUAAAUGUAGCAAGUGGUAUCACGGUUCAUGUGCAUCACUUACAGCGGAACAACUAACUGCACUGUCAUCAAUGGAAUCGGUUGACUGGAAGUGUCGUGUAUGCUCUAUAGCAGUCGGUGGGAAAGGCAGGCGUAUAUCGGUCAUACUACCUGACCCCGAUGAUGAAGAGUCUGAUGUUGAAGGAAUCGCUAAUCAACAAGAUAAAACACUAUUCGAAAUCCACCAAGAAGUUAGACAAUUACGCCAGAACGUUAAAGAUAUUAUACGUGAUGAGCUACAGAAUACCCUCAAAUUUUAUUCUAAUAAAAUUGAUGAAUAUGAGGAGAAAGUAAAAAGCUAUGAAAUGCGUGUAAAAAUAAUGGAAAACCAAUGUAAGAACCUAAACGAUAUUUGCACCAAUCUAACCCUAAAAAAUGAAGUUUUGGAGCAAAAACUGAGUAAACUCGAACAAGCGCAAUCUUACAAUGAAUUAGAAAUUUGUGGUAUGGAAGAACAACAAAAUGAAGAUAUCAAAAACAUUGUUACAACUUAUUCUCAGUUGCUGAAACAAAAUCCAGAUGAUAUCAUCAAAGCUGUUAGAAGGAAGAAACCUAUUCACCCGGGAACGGCGCAGGCAGAACGGCUAAAGGUCGAUGCACCAAUUAUGAUAUCCUUACGUGAAGGUAGGCGUGAACAAUGGUAUGAAGCCGCGCGAACAGUAAACGUAACAAGUAAGGACCUGGGUGGAGAAAGUGGUAAUAAAGUGUAUCUACGUGAGGCAUUAUCACCGACUAUCUCUUACCUACUAUGGAAAACUAAAACAAAUCUGAAGGAAAAAGCACUCUGCAAGUAUGUCUGGUGUAGAAACGGACAGAUAAUGGUCCGUAAAAAGAAGGUGAUAAGAAAAUACACUACGUGCGAUCCGAAAAAGACAUCGAGCGAAUUGGCAAAGAACUGCGGAAAACAAUUGAUAAAUAAAUAA
Molecule: messenger RNA, 1023 nt
Organism: Spodoptera littoralis (African cotton leafworm)
Lineage: Eukaryota; Metazoa; Arthropoda; Insecta; Lepidoptera; Noctuidae
Source: the annotation of a GenBank genome assembly